Carassius gibelio (silver crucian carp) is the source of this 3611-nucleotide messenger RNA. RefSeq names its product guanine nucleotide-binding protein G(I)/G(S)/G(O) subunit gamma-7. Gene Ontology annotation, cellular component: heterotrimeric G-protein complex. Gene Ontology annotation, molecular function: G-protein beta-subunit binding. Bases 552 to 758 code for a protein of 68 amino acids. The transcript has 4 exons. The record is from RefSeq and is a predicted model, not a curated record. Gene Ontology annotation, biological process: G protein-coupled receptor signaling pathway. NCBI's taxonomy places the organism in Eukaryota, Metazoa, Chordata, Actinopteri, Cypriniformes, Cyprinidae.
GUUACUGCACACUGCGGUGCAAGACGGGCUCGGGUUCGGUUCGCCAAAAUGUGUUGCUUAUGAAGACUUGGUCGAUGAACCUCUGCGUAAAACCUGCUUUUUCGACCGCUCGACAGCUAAAAACCUCAAAAAUCCCAUCGAGCAGAGAAACAGCUCACCGACAGACGCAACCAAACCCGUUGGCACCCGUUGAGGGUGGAGAGGGCAGAGCUGGCGAAACUGAUUGGUUUUCGAUUUUAACGAAGAGCCGCCUUAUUUGACUCAGAACCGACUCGGUUUUUUCCCAGGAGAGAAAAGCAAGUUUGUGUGCGAGAACGCUGUCACCAGCGGUGGGGGACUGACUGGGUGGACACUGGUGCACGGAGGGGGUGGUGUUUGUUUGGUAGGGGGGGUAACAAUCUGCGCGAACCUGGCCCUUUAAAUUACCUCCACUAUCACUGUAGACGAGACAAGUGAAGUUGCCUGCAGGUCCCUGAGCCAGCUUAAGUCUCCAGCCUCUCCAGCAUCCAGAAUUUUCUCCUUUUACGUGGCACGAUAACCGAUGGCAGAGAAUGUCGACGACUAAUAACAUAGCCCAGGCAAGGAAGCUGGUGGAGCAGCUGAGGAUCGAGGCAGGCUUCGAACGUAUUAAGGUGUCUAAGGCUGCUGCAGACCUGAUGAGUUACUGUGAGCAGCAUGCCCGCAGUGACCCUCUGCUGGUGGGGGUUCCCACCUCCGAGAAUCCUUUCAAAGACAAGAAGCCUUGCAUUAUUCUAUAGCCACUCUGUCUAGGCCAGCUCUCCCAGUCCCAGUCUAACAGCUGCCCAUCCCCAGUCAAUGGGCAAUUCAGUCCAACUCUUCUUUUUACCUGGGACCCACAGUAUUUUCCAGAAAAUAAAAUGCCACACUCUCUCUGUAAAAUUAAAAAGGGGCGAUAUCUGAAUACUUAGCGUCAUGUAGCCCGGCGUUGAGUGAAUCUAUAUGAAUGAAUCUGCACAGCACGCCUGUCUAAAUUCAUGCAUAUAGACGUACUUAACUGGAGGUGGCAGAUUUCGAAUUUCAGCAAACUAUUUCAAAAGAUUACACCGAGAGAUACUCCAGCAUGUUUUUCAGUGCAGCAGCUGACCUUGUUACCAUAGGUGAUGGUGGAGAGUAGAGGAAGACAGUCAUGAUUAUGCCGACUGACUAGCUGGCUAGCCCAGUCACACUGUGGUAAACGCUUGUUCGGUAUCAACCCUGCAUUGUUAUGUCGAAUCUGCAAGCUAAAGGUUCAUCUUAGAUUUGUAUGGCCAAAAUUAAAUCCAGGUAUGCUUACCUUUAUUAAAACAGCACAUUUCAUGUUUUACAAAGGGAUUCAAGACAUUAACCAGAGUUGCCACUAUUUUUACUUUUUCUCUCUCUCUCUUCUCAGUGGUUUGUGAGCUGUAGUUUUUCUUUUCAUCGAUUAAAAAAAAGGCUCAUUAGGCUUAAUGCUUAGUUUUUUUUUCUAGUCUUUAUACUAUAUUUCAGAAUCCUCAAACAUUGAGUUAUAAAGGAAUAAUUUUAUACAACACUGAAAAUAUAUUUACCUAAAAAUAUCUUUCUCAGUCCCCUCAUAAAGUGCAGUUCGGUAUGAAAAAAAAUGAGGCGUAUUAUUUGAGGUAUUAAUAAAACAAAAACAAAAAAACAACAACAUUUGAGGUAUCAAAUAUAUGAAAUCAUUAUGAAUAUUUAUCAUCUUAAUAUAGCAGAGGCUCGGACACGCCCCAUAAAAUUGAGUCAUUUUAAAGUCGGAGCCCUUGCUAAGGCCAAUUUUAUUAUUUUAUUUUUUUCUCUGAAACCAAACUUGAUUGUAAAAUCCAUACAGAAGGAAAAAAAAAUGUAUAAACUUUCUUUUGGAUAUGUUCAGAGGUGUUAACUUUGAGAAUAGCUGUUUGGAUUUGUUUGUUCCAAUUUCUUCUUUCUAUGGAAACAUGGAAUCUGGUCAUUGAGUAUGAAACUGUACAGUGUUUGAUAACUAAAGCGCAUUCUUUCUUUUUUCUUUUUUUUUGUGUGGAUGUUUUAUCUUUUUGUAAUCUUUGUGUAAUAUUUCCGUUUCUUCCAUCAUUCAUAUUUAACCAUUCAGUUUGUCCUCUUUAAGGCGAGGCAAAAGAUGCGAGCGAAGGAAUUGAUGGAUGGCUCCAGCGCUUGUACAUGUGACUGGGUGACCUGCUCCCUGAGAGGGAAUGUGGAAUGGAUUGUUGACACAAUGCCCACGCAAGGUGCUUAAGGCGUUGUUCGAGGCACGUUUCACGAGGUGGUCUGUGUUGUUAAGUCUAUCUAAAGGGCAGGAUGUGCUGUGUUGUGCAACAGGCCCUCAGCCUGAGCAGUCACAUGCAAAAGAUGAGGGGCAAGGUCAAGCCACAACUCUGAAUGUCCCAUGUGCACCCAGCACAUGAUGCACAAUCUUUUGGAGUGAUGGUUUUGUCUCCAAACAGUCACUCACAGUAUUCAGCUGAGUGCUAAAAACAGAAUUCCCCCAUUGUCCUACUUCCAAUGCUGGAAAAUAUGGACUCGUAGUGGGACAGAGGGGGCCUGUGCUCCUCGCGGCCAAUGGGAUGCUGUCAUCAGCUCCUGUAUUAAGAAUGACUAAGACCUGUGGGGGUCACGAGUGCCCUGACUCAUCCAGCGAUCGACAAAAUCACGCUGCUGCCCAUCAGUGGACAAAGCUGCUCCAGCGACAUCACUUCCUGUUAAGCCUGAGCAGUGUAGUGGCUUAUUCAUUUCAAAAUAACUGAAGAAAGAUGGACAAUUCAAGAGAUAAAGAACCGUAUUCUAUAAAAAAGAAAGGAUUAUGUUUGAAUCCAUGCAACUGUUAAGUCUCACUUUUCCAUCGCAAAGGAAGAGUCACUUAGUAGUCCACAUUAGGAUGAAGCCUUUCUGGAUACGUGCGAAGUGCUCAAAUGCGGCAAGCUAGUGCUAAAAUAAAGCUAGCACUACAAACGUUUUUUGACCAGCUAACAAACAAACUUGCUGUACCAGGUUUGAUGGUAUUACACUGGGGCAAACACUGUGAAAGUCAGCUAAGCUAAGUUUAAGCUUGAGUUCUCCACCUUCUUGACUCACGGUGUUGGGAUACACUGUGCUCCAAAGUAUAGCGUUUACCCGAAGUAUGCUAAAAUCUGCCCCGCUCUCGGGUUUAAUUAGACUCCACAGUCAUUUUGCGGCGAGUGAGACCUGUUGUCAGGACGAGGGAGUGUGUCCGUUUCUAAUUCGCGCAGCGAGAACACUUACGGUGCUGAGGAGGCCGUGAUACCUUAACCUCAAUUCCUCGUUCCCAAACGUUGUUCGACUUCAGACACCAUUGAGCUCUUUCAUGACCAUGAGAGGUGAGAUUUAGGCUUUGUGUGGGUAAUAUCUGUAGCUGAGUCCUUAGCCAGUAGAUUUCAAUCUCAGCCUGUGCCAUUACUUUGUGUUUUUUCCUGUGUAUGCAUAUGUAUCUUUCUGCCUUGAUUAUGAAGAAAUAUAUCUAUUUUUUGUAAUUGUUCUUCUCGGAUGUGCCAUAAAUCAUGUUUUCUUGCACACUGUUAAUAUUUUGUGGAUAUUGCUGUUUAAAAAUGAUGAUAUCGGAAAAAGUAGAUGAAAUAAAAUAAAGACAAAAUGUUACUCUGCAA